Rattus norvegicus (Norway rat) is the source of this 2943-nucleotide messenger RNA. The record is from RefSeq and is a predicted model, not a curated record. NCBI's taxonomy places the organism in Eukaryota, Metazoa, Chordata, Mammalia, Rodentia, Muridae.
UGAGGAAGGGGACCGUGGGCAAGGAGGGGGUGAGAUGAGGGAAAUGCUCCGAGGAGCUCGUUCUCACGUGUCCAAGCUCUGCUCCCAACUGGGGGGGGGGCGGGGCGCGCGGUGGGGGCCGGAGCGCCAGACACCUGUUGGGGCUGAGAGCUGCUGCGUCUACCAGACGCUGGAAGCCGGUUUGGGCGGUGAGAGCGGCUGGCGCGGCUGCAGCCAAGAACCCUUUAAGCCAAGAAAAAAGCUUUCUCGGUUUUUAAGCUGAGAAGGGAGGCUGUCCAACAGCAAGGGUAGGGAUUGGAUGAUCAGCUCCAGAGCCAGUCAAGUCAGGGAGGACAUGUAUCCCUUUCCCCUCUUUUGGCCGUUGGUAGGGCUGGGAGAAGCCCAGGUUCUGUGUCCAGCAGUCCCCGCAUGGAGGUCCUUCCUCCUGCCGCCAGGUCCAGAAAGACAUUGGUGGGCUGGAGGCUGGCAGCUGCCCGGUUGUAGGGUGACUAGGAGGAUAAAUGAGAUAGAGUACUGAUCCUAGAAAGGUGGCUACCCUAUGAAGGCCAGGCUUUGCCCUCUCUCCAUGUGGUCGGUCUGAUCCCGAAUCCUGAGCCAUGGUCCCACCACAGCUGCUUUCCCAUAGGUGCCUUCUGCAUCCCAUUGUACGUACCCUAUGUGCUGACCGGCCGUUGGACCUUCGGCCGGGGCCUCUGCAAGCUGUGGCUGGUGGUAGACUACCUACUGUGUGCCUCCUCGGUCUUCAACAUCGUACUCAUCAGCUAUGACCGAUUCCUGUCAGUCACUCGAGCUGCUUUGUCCAAAUGUAUCCUGAGGAUCAGCGGCAAAGAGCACCGGCAUAGAGCCCUCUCGAGCUUCCCUAGGUCCCUUCUACCAUCCCCGAGAAACAGCAAGACAGUGACAAAAUCACAGGGCUAUUAUUGUGACUGAGGCACCCGGUACAAAGCUGGCAUGUGGCAGGUAACCUGUGUAGUUAGCUUGUGGUUCCCAAGGUGGCUGUCAAGGACACUUGUCUCAGCUGUGCCUCUGAGGCCCCUCAGCAGGAUUUUUGGCCCCUCCUGCCACUCUGCCCCUUGCUUAUUUGAUGCACUUGGAGCUUAGUUUGUUCCUUGGAAAAGACUAGAUAGCCCCACCUCCCUACCUUUUCUAGCCAUUCACCUUUUAGAGAAGAAGACAAAAUACUUACUUCCCUCAUGUGUGUGUGUGCGUGGGGUGGGGGGCUCUCUCUAGCAAUGGGUCAGCAGGUUUCCCUUCUGUAUUCUCAGCUCCAGUAGUGAGAGGAAGGAAAUACUGGUGCAGAGUCGGGACAAAGCCCUUCCUUUUCAGCACAGCAAACCGUUGAAGACAGCUCUCUGGCCCUUGCAAGAAGCCUAACAUCAGAAACAGUUGUGUGUGGUCUCUGGGUGUGGCCAGUGCCAGUGGUGCAAGCAAAGGCAGGGGGACCCCAUGGAGCUGGUGGAGGAUGGUGAAGAGACAGGAUUCUGACUGGUCGUGGUAGGCUCCGAGGCUCUGGGAAGAGUGCGUGGGCAUCAGGCAGGCAGUGGACACAAGCAGGGGAGAGAAGGAAUACGGCACUUUACCCUGGGCAGACAUGGAAGCUGAGGCUUCUCUGAGCCUCCAGCCCAGUGCUGCUGACCUGUUGUUGAUCUGUACAACCCACUGCAGGUCUCCUACAGGGCCCAGCAGGGGGACACGAGACGGGCCGUUCGGAAGAUGGCACUGGUGUGGGUGCUGGCCUUCCUGCUGUAUGGGCCUGCCAUCCUGAGUUGGGAGUACCUGUCUGGUGGCAGUUCCAUCCCCGAGGGCCACUGCUAUGCUGAGUUCUUCUACAACUGGUACUUUCUCAUCACGGCCUCCACCCUCGAGUUCUUCACGCCCUUCCUCAGCGUUACCUUCUUCAACCUCAGCAUCUACCUGAACAUCCAGAGGCGCACCCGCCUUCGGCUUGAUGGGGGCCGUGAGGCUGGCCCAGAACCCCCACCAGAUGCCCAGCCCUCGCCACCUCCAGCUCCCCCCAGCUGCUGGGGCUGCUGGCCAAAAGGGCAUGGCGAGGCCAUGCCGUUGCACAGGUAUGGGGUGGGUGAGGCAGGCCCUGGUGUUGAGGCUGGGGAGGCUGCCCUCGGGGGUGGCAGUGGUGGAGGUGCUGCUGCCUCGCCCACCUCCAGCUCUGGCAGCUCCUCAAGGGGCACUGAGAGGCCACGCUCACUCAAAAGGGGCUCCAAGCCAUCAGCAUCUUCAGCAUCCCUGGAGAAGCGCAUGAAGAUGGUGUCCCAGAGCAUCACCCAGCGCUUCCGGCUGUCGCGGGACAAGAAGGUGGCCAAGUCGCUGGCCAUCAUCGUGAGCAUCUUUGGGCUCUGCUGGGCGCCGUACACGCUCCUAAUGAUCAUCCGAGCUGCUUGCCAUGGCCGCUGCAUCCCCGAUUACUGUGUCGAGCGCCUCGGGAAACUUGAAGCUUCUCUGCUCCUUCCACUCUGGAUGUUUUCAGGAAGAUGGAGGAGAAGAAAACACGUCUGUGAACUUGAUGUUCCUUGGAUGUUUAAUCAAGAGAGACAAAAUUGCCGAGGAGCUCGGGGCUGGAUUGGCAGGUGUGGGCUCCCACGCCCUCCUCCCUCAGUGCUGCAGCUUCCGGCUGAGCCGCGCCAGCUGCUUCUGCCUGCCCCGCCCCCAGGCUUGGGACGAUGGCCCUGCCCUGCUUGCCCCGUCUGUACAAUCAGAAUUUGGGGGUGGGUGGUUAUGGGGUAGAGCGGCUCUUCACUGUGCCCUAAAGGUCCUGAGGCUCACAGGACAGUCAGCAGGAGAGCAGGCAGGCCCGCGACACCUGGGAGGAAUGCUUUGCCUCGUCCUGUGUACUCACCUCAGGCUUCUGCAUGCUCUGCUGCCCUUGUGCCCUGGUGUGCUGCCUCUGCCAAUGUGAAAACACAAUAAAGUGUAUUUUUUUACGGA